Messenger RNA from Arxiozyma heterogenica, 732 nucleotides. RefSeq lists its product as uncharacterized. Bases 1 to 732 code for a protein of 243 amino acids. The record is from RefSeq and is a predicted model, not a curated record. NCBI's taxonomy places the organism in Eukaryota, Fungi, Ascomycota, Saccharomycetes, Saccharomycetales, Saccharomycetaceae. The transcript has a single exon.
AUGUUGACUAUGUUUUAUUGUACAGGUUCUUUGAUGAGCACGUAUAAAUCAGGUUUAAGAGUUGGUAAUCAACGAAGAAUCUCCCUGAUAGCUAAUAAUAAUCUAAAGAUUUUUACUCCAGGAAAGAGAUUAACCUCACAAUUUACGCAGAGUCAAUGUACAUUAUAUUGCAGUGUAAAUGAAGUCCAAACUGUUGUUAAGCCCCAAUGUACAAGUAACUGGGAUAUAUCAUCCAAAUUUAAAUCUUACAGAGGUUGUAAGUUAUGGCUGGGAUUGACCGCAGGGUUAGGGGUAGGAUCCCUGUAUGGUUAUGGGCGUACAAGUCGAUCUCUGAUUAAUAAUGAGUCUGCAAUAAUAACAACCAAUGAUAACAUGAAACUAAGGAUGAAAGAAGAUGAAUAUCAAUUGGACAGGAAUGUAGUGUCUGCAGAAGAGUCACAUAAAAGAAGAAAGAUUAUAUAUAAACAAAUGUGUCUUGGUUCCAUAUUGGGUAUUGGGUUUGGCUUAGUUAUGAUAAAAAUAUCUAGUACUUUGAUAUAUCUGACAGUUUUUAGUAUGUUGGUGUUAGAAUGGUUACGUAAUCGUGGAAUCAUUGACUUGAGAGGAAAUCAGUUGAUUCGACUUGGGACUUCUCAGAGCAAGUCUAUUUUAAAAAGAAUUAAAAUUCAGGAAAUGAAUAUGUUUAAGAUAAGCUUCUUAUCUACUCUAUUAUUAACUUAUAUCAAUUACUGA